Molecule: messenger RNA, 3931 nt
Organism: Sardina pilchardus (European sardine)
Lineage: Eukaryota; Metazoa; Chordata; Actinopteri; Clupeiformes; Clupeidae
Gene: rb1
Product: retinoblastoma 1
Exons: 27
Coding region: 442-3192 (916 amino acids)
Biological process (GO): cell differentiation; negative regulation of G1/S transition of mitotic cell cycle; cell morphogenesis involved in neuron differentiation
Cellular component (GO): nucleus; Rb-E2F complex; chromatin
Molecular function (GO): RNA polymerase II transcription regulatory region sequence-specific DNA binding
Source: RefSeq, a predicted model, not a curated record
AUACUAAGGUAGAGCAAAGUUAACCUACGAUGAUUUUGACUGCGAAAUCCCAAUGUAGUUUCCAAACCUAUAAAUUAGAAGCACAAAAAAGAUGUCCAGUGCGUUUGGGUGACUGCAGAUGGCCAUGAAGCAGAGCUGCAACAAACUUUACGUUUGACAACGACGGAUUUGUCGACGGAAGUGACGAACACAAGACGGAAGUUUCGUUUCUCGUUUUUCCCGCGGUUUGAUCAGCUGAACGUUCUGCUGAUUCAGUGUUGCAACCACUUGAGUUUUUUGGAUGCAGUGUGUCGUCCAGCUUUAAUUAUAUCGCCAUACAACAACAAUUGUUGCAACAUUUCCAGUGGCACAGCGGCUAACCUUUUGCUUCUCGGCUAGUAUGAUAAAGUGCUGAAUAUAUUCAGGAACCAUCUGCUUUAAUCUAACAUUAAUAGUACAACUAUGCCUCCUAAAAAGCGGACGCCACAGAACAAGGAAAUAAAACAAAACAUCACCAGCUCAGACAACCACAAUGUCAAGUCUCCGAGCAAGAAUUCAGAUGACUCUGUUGUGUCCACGCCCAAGCAUAGAGACAAAGAAGCAGAUUUCGUCAGCCUCUGCAAAGAUCUCCAGGUGACAAAUUCACUCUGUAAUCACGCAUGGUCCAUAUGGAGGAAAGUGUCGGAAUCCACGGAGAAAAUGCCGGACACAAACCGGAAGAUGUGGGCAGCCUGCCUGUUCGUUGCUGGAAUAGACAUGGAUGCCCCAAGCCCUGGCUUCACACAAGUGCAGAAAGCUGCUGGCCUCAACGUGAAGCAGUUCCUUGAAGUGAUGAGGAACUUGGACGUGAACAUCGACAUCAUCAGUGCCAAAGUGAACUCUGCCGUGAGCAAGCUGGAGAAGAAGUACGACGUCUCCCUGGCCCUCUACCAGCGCUUUGAGAAGAUCUGGAAGGACAUCUACAUGGAGCCCUCGGAGUCAGAGAGCAACGAGAUCUUCAGGAGCGUCUGGAGCAUGUUCAUUUUGGCUAAAGGAAGGUUCCUGCAGAUGGAGGAUGACCUGGUGAUCUCCUUCCUGCUGCUCAUCUGUGUGCUGGAGUUCUUCCUCAAGCGCUCGCCCCCCUCCCUCAUCAAGCCCCUCUACAGUGCAAAGAUGACCCCCACAAGGAGCUCCCGCCGUAACCAUGGUAAAGCCAAACCGCGACCUCCAGAGGCCAACGAGCCGCUGCUGGAGGUCAUCUGUCGGGAGAACGAGUGCAACCUGGACGAGGUGAAGAAUGUUUAUGAGACCGUCUUUUCUCCCUUCUUGGAAUCUUCAGGCUUUUCAAAGUCUCAGGACUUACCAAAGUUUGAAGAGCUGUCGGCAAAGUUCGAAGAAGUUUUUCUAAAAACGAAAGACUUUGACGGCAGGCUGUUCCUGAAUGGUGAAGAGAAAUGCAGCCAGGAGAAAACAGACACAGGCCAUGUGGAGAGUACGCCUAAGAAGCUGGUGUCUGCUGAGGAGUUCAACCCAGCGAUCCUGCAAACCCCCGUCAGGGCAACCUUAUACUCUGUCCAGCAACUCCGGGUCUCCCUCACCUCCGCCAGUGACCAGCCCUCGGACACGCUCAUGACCUACUUCAAGAACUGCACGGUGGACCCUACGGAGGCGGUGGUGGAGCGUGCGCAGCGUCUCGGGGCGCUGUUCGGCCAGGCCUUCGCUCAGGUGGUCAGUCCAGGAUGCUCGGGCCUCGGCAACCAGAGGUUCGCUCUUGGCGUGCGGCUCUACUACAGAGUGAUGGAGUCCAUGCUGAAAUCGGAGGAGAAGAGGCUGUCCGUGCACAACUUCAGUAAACUUCUCAACGACUCCACAUUCCAUACAUCCCUUCUGGCGUGCUCCCUGGAGGUUGUCAUGGCAACAUACGGCAGCGGUCUGUCCACGGACACGGACCUGAGCUUCCCGUGGCUGCUGGGGGUGUUCCAGCUGCACGGCUUCGACUUCUACAAGGUGAUCGAGAGCUUCAUCAAGGCCGAGGCCAGCCUGCACCGCGACAUGGUGAAGCACCUGGAGCGCUGUGAGCACCUGAUCAUCGAGAGCAUCGCCUGGAGAACCGACUCGCCGCUGUUUGAGCUGCUGCAGCGGGCCGGAGAGGAGGGUCGCCUGGAGACCGCCGAGCCCCCCGCCACCUUCCACCAGCCCCCCCAGCACAGCCACACCGCCGCAGACCUCUACCUGUCUCCAGUGCGUCCCAGCAGGUCCGUGCCCCCAGUGCAGGACCCGAGCCCCCCCAGGGUGACCCCGCCCCCAUCGGCCCCCGCCCGGAGCCCCCCCACCACGGCCCCGCCCCCAGCGGCCCCCACCCAGCCCUCCAGACCCCCCAGGUCCAACUCGCUCGGCCACUUCUACAAGAAACUGUACAGGGUGGCAUACCUGCGGUUGAAGAUGCUGUGCACGCGUCUGCUGUCGGACCACGCGGAGCUGGAGCCCAUCAUCUGGACGCUGCUACAGCACACACUCAAGGACGAGCACGAGCUGCUGCGGGACCGACACCUUGACCAGCUGCUGAUGUCUGCCAUGUACGCCAUAUGCAAAGUGAAGUUUGUGGACCUGCGCUUCAAGACCAUCGUUACAGCGUAUAAGGAGCUCCCAAACACGAAUCAGGAGACGUUUAAGCACGUGCUGAUCAGCGAGGGCAAGUACGACUCCAUCAUCGUCUUCUACAAUUUGGUCUUCAUGCAGAGGCUCAAGACCAACAUCCUCCAGUACGCCUCCUCCAGACUUCCCACCCUGUCCCCGAUCCCACACAUCCCCCGCAGCCCCUACAAGAUCCCCAACUCGCCCCUGAGGGUCCCUGGCAGCAGCAACGUCUACGUGUCCCCCAUGAAGAGCUGCGCGUCCCCCAUGACCCCCCGCUCAAGGAUCCUCAUAUCACUCGGAGAGUCAUUUGGGAACUCUGAGCGGUUCCAGAGGAUUAACGAGAUGGUGAAGAGCAGCGAGUGGACGCUGAAGAGGCGGGCAGAUGGCGCCGGCGGGCCCAAACCGCUGAAGAGGCUGCGCUUCGACACCGAGGGGCAGGACGAGCCGGACGGCAGCAAACCCAGUGGAGGAUCAGCAUUGAUUCAGAAGCUCACAGAAAUGAACUCGACUCGGAGCCGGAUGCAGGAGCAGAAGAUGAAGGAGGAGGCGGAGUCUGUGAGAGAGGAAGUGCCCAACGGAGUGGAGAAGCACGAAUGAGCUUUGCCCCUGAUGAAGACGAGGAAGUGAUGAAGACGAAGAAGUGAUUAAGUCGACGUUGGGGUGGAGGGGCAGGAUCGAGGUCUGGACGUUGGGGCGGAGGGGCAGGAUCGAGGUCUGGACGGUGUGUCCCCGAGACCCCUCAGGCUCUGGAUCCUGUUGAAUCAUGGACUUCUGAUCUGAGGUUUUAGACUGUUAGUGCCGCAUGACAGCAAGGCCCUGUGGCGUGUGCUCGGCUUGACUGUUGAAUUAUUCAUUAUUAAUUUUUCUGAAUUAUGUUGAUGUAGCAAUUUAUGUUAGUUUUCCGUUUUUUGAGUGAAAAAAAUGAGUGAAGAAACUGUGGACUGAGGUGGAAAAAAAAAGACAUUCGAUUAGCUGAGUAUUUCUGAAAUAUUCAGGAACUUUUGAGUAGUUGAAUAGCUUUGUCGAAAUGCUGAAUAUACAACUCCUGUGGUGUUUUGCAAAAUCAAAUUUUGGAUUAUAAUAUAUUUUAGGAGGUUGUCGGAUUGUUUUUUAUUUUGUUUUUAUCUUUUGAGCUUCAUUAUCUCACUGCAUGGUCCAAAGUGUUUUUUUUGUUGUUUUUUAAAAUACUUGAUAUUUCAGAUCAUAGUACAGUUCACUGUUUUUAUAAUGUCUGAUAUAUGAAAGAAAUGUUUUUUUCUAUCCUAAGGGGAAAGAGAUACAAAAAGAUAAAGCCUUUGGAAAUACCAUCUGGUAAGAAUAAAUGUAUUAUUGUGUA